Messenger RNA from Osmerus eperlanus (European smelt), 6820 nucleotides. It is a transcript of the gene ptprz1b, whose product is annotated as protein tyrosine phosphatase receptor type Z1b. Bases 169 to 5748 code for a protein of 1859 amino acids. The record is from RefSeq and is a predicted model, not a curated record. Gene Ontology annotation, biological process: peptidyl-tyrosine dephosphorylation. The transcript has 33 exons. NCBI's taxonomy places the organism in Eukaryota, Metazoa, Chordata, Actinopteri, Osmeriformes, Osmeridae. Gene Ontology annotation, molecular function: protein tyrosine phosphatase activity; protein binding.
CGUUCGAAACGGAGCGCGGACGCCAGGUCGAGACAGGAGCUCCCGCCGCAGUAUCGGAAUGAGGCGAGGGUAGAACCUUUACGCACGAGGGUUGCAUUUGAUCUGUAAAACGCUUUUUCUUUUUCUUUAGCUGAUUUUUCUAUUGGGUUUGUGCCGAGACUGAAGAAUAUGAAGGCGUCUAUGAGAAGAUUGAACCUAUUGGUCGCCCAGACUCUGAUAUUAUGUCAAAUAGUGGCUGCUGUAGACCAAUACUCCAGAGGCCAACGGAAAUUCACGCAGGACAUCGAAUGGUCCUACACAGGGACGUUAAACCAGGCAAACUGGGGUAAGAAGUACCCAUGGUGCAACAGUCCCCGGCAGUCCCCUGUCGACAUCGAUGCCACCUUCACUCAGGCCCGGGCCCAGUUCCAGGGUCUUCGCCUGGAAGGCUGGGAGAAGGAAACCUUAGAGACCACCACCAUCAGGAACGAUGGGAAGACAGUGGUGCUAGGCAUUGAGGGUGAGUACUACGUGAGUGGAGGGGGAUUGAGGUCCAGGUUCCGAGUGGGCCAGAUCACGUUCCAUUGGGGCCGCUGCAACAGCUCCUCAGACGGGUCGGAACACAGCCUCAACGGACGGAAGUUCCCCCUGGAGAUGCAGAUAUACUGCUAUGAGUCAGAGCUCUAUAAGUCAAUAGAGGACGCGAUCAGGGAUGGAGGCAAGAUCACAGCCUUGGCUGUCCUGUUUGAGGCCAGUCUACACGACAACGACAACUACAACACCAUCAUGGAAGGAGUGAACACCGUGAGCAGAUUUGGUAAGAGCAGUUCUGUGGAGCCGUUUUCUCUGCUGGCGCUGUUGCCCAACGCCACAGAUCAAUACUACACGUACAAUGGCUCCCUCACCUCCCCACCCUGCACCGAGACCGUGGAGUGGAUUGUUUUCAAACACAACGUGGCCAUAUCAGAGACUCAGUUGGAGGUGUUCUGCGAGGUGAUGACCAUGGAGCAGGCGGGCUACGUCAUGCUGACUGACUACCUGCAGAACAACUACCGGGAGCAGCGGCUGCAGUUCAGCGGCCAGGUGUUCUCCUCCUACACCGGCGUCGAAGAUCUCCUCACACCCACGUGCAGCUCGGAGCCGGGGAACGUCCAGGCAGACGCCAGCAACGACACGACCAUCGUGGUGACGUGGGAGCGCCCCCGUGUGGUGUUCGACACGACCAUCGACUGGUACUCUGUCUCCUACCAGCGGCUGCAGGGCCGCGAGCAGCCCAGACACGAGUACCGCACCGACGGGGACCAGGACGUGGGCGCCAUCAUCCAUGGCCUGCUGGCGAACAGCAGCUACGUGGUUGAGGUGUUGGCCGUCUGCACCAAUGGCCUGACAGGACGCAUGAGCGACCAGAUCAUCGUGGACAUGCCGCUCGAGGACGCAGAGAGUGAGUCAGGUCCGGACACUGACUCAGCAGAAACUGAAGACAACAAUGAAGACAACGCACCUCAAGUGGAUCAGAACCAGGUGGAUCGGGAAGAAGCCAAAGAUGAAAGCCCAGUGGAGGAGAUCCCGGUGGAGCAGACCAAAGUGUUUCAGAACCGGCUCCUGGAGAUCACAACCCAGCCGAGCCCAGAUCAGAACCUACCCAUCCAGCCCGGCACUCAGAACACGGUUGACCAGAGGAAGCAGAAAGUGGACCCGCCUCGAACUAAACCAGAGCGGGCCGGCUUUGAUCCGAACCUCGUGGACCAGAACAAACGGAUCACCCCGAACCGAACUCACACCAGCUCUGCCUCAGACAGCAAGAGCUCCAUCUGGGUUACCUUGAUGACGGACCAGCCUGGCUUCCUGUUUCCUGUUGCCAAGACAACCAGCAUGCCCGUCCGCCGGCGAAUCACAGAGGAGUCUUCAUUGUCGGCCUCACCCAAGAGCAGAGUCAAGGCUUCCACUUCAGGGGGAGACCUCCCACCACUGGGGGGCGACAUCUUCCCCCUCCCUGCAGUGGAUAUGGAGGUCACUGACAUCUACUUUGAGGAUGUGGUGAACAGUACUUUGUUUGAGCUGCCCCCUUCUACUACGACUCCACAGGGUAACGGAGAUGAUCAAGGAUUGGUCACAUCGCCGCCCAAGGGCGGGGACGUCAGAAGGACCGAGGCUCCGCCUCUCUCGGAGACCCCCCUCUCGGAAACGUCCACUCCCUCCGUGCCCUGGGUCCGGGCGAGAUCCGCGACGCCCAGCAACACCCUCUCCACCGGCGACAGCUCGUCUGGGACCUCGUCCAUCAGCAAGAUCCUGCCUCACACCACCCAGCCCAUGUUCAACGUCAGAACGGACUCCUCCAGCUCUCAGGAACAAUCAGAGAGCUCCCCCCUCCCACCGCCCCUUGCCUCUUCAGUCCUCGACCGCGAGCCCACAGUCUCCGCCUUUGAGGGGGCCACUCCGGCCCCUCCUCCAACCCAGUCUGAAGAGGCCUCCCUCCACAUUCCAGUCCCAGGCACCGGCCCUUCCUCCUCCUCCACCACCACCCGCAUCCUACCCCCGACCCCUGCCAUCUCCACCCCUCCUGAAGGACGCGCAUCCACCCUGCACCCCACCGGUCACUCUCCCCAAGAGGGCCUGCUCGACCCACUCUCUCUGGACGGCAAGAUGGACUCGAGUGGCUCUGGGUCUGGCCUGUACGAUCGCAGCUCGGCCCAGGACAGAGACGUGACCGUGGUUUUCUGGACGGGCCGAGGUGAGGCAGAGCCUGAGACAGUGAGUGAGACAAAGGGUGAGACAGAAGGCGGUAUAAGGGGUGAGACAAGGCCUGAGAAAGCUGGUGAGACAGAGGGUGAGACAGGGGGUGAGACUGGAGAUGAGGGAGGGCCUGAGGGAGGGAGUGAGAAAGGAGAUGAGGGAGAGCCUGAGGAAGGGAGUGAGACAGGAGAUGAGGAAGGGGGCGAGACAGGGCCUGUGACAGGAUAUGAGACAGGGCCUGAGGGAGGGAGUGAGACAGGAGAUGAGGAAGGGGGUGAGACAGGGCUUGUGACAGGAUAUGAGACAGGGCCUGAGGGAGGGAGUGAGAUAGGAGAUGAGACAGAAGGUGAGACAUGGAGUGAGACAGGAGAUGAGGGAGAGGGUGAGACAGCAGGUGAGGGAAGGGGUGAGACAGGUACUGAGGGAUGGGGCGAAAGACAAGGUGAGACAGGGCCUGAGACAGACUUUGAAGGUCUCUACUCUGGCUUCUACUUUGAGGGCGAGUUGACCCUUGAGGCAGAGGGUGAGACCAAGGUAAAGACUGAGAGAGACAGAGAGACUGGGAGAGAGACUGGGAGAGAGACAGAGAGUCCAGCUCAGAUAGAUGGUUUGAAGCCCUCUCUGUGGAGGUCAGCCACCGUUGAGGACGGCAGCGGCUCCGGGGAUGAAGUUGAUGGAGGGACCGAAGGAGGAUUUGAUAGAGAAACAGGUGGAAGUAGGGAAGGACGAGGAGCAGGGAUGAAAGGAGAUGGAGGAAGAGAAGGAGGUGGAAAAGGAGGAAUAGCGGGAGGAGGAGGGGGGAAAGAAGGUCGAGGAGCUAAAGAGGAUCUUCUCGGUGUUGGUAACUUGACAGUAGAGCUGCGGCUCCCUGUGUUUAACAUCAGCACGGCUGUGGAGCUGAACAGGAAAGAGGGCAGUAACAGCAGCCAUGAGUCCAGGGUUGGCAUGGUGGGCAGCGGGGUGGAGAGGGAGCGGAGGACUGUGGUGCCCCUGGCGGUGGUCUCCACUCUCACCAUCCUCUGUCUCCUCGUCCUGGUUGGCAUCCUCAUCUACUGGAGGAACUGUUUCCAGACAGCAAAUUUCUACCCAGAGGACAAUGCAUCGCCCAAAGUGGUUUCGGCUCCGUUGACACCCCUGCUGCUAGCUGCGGAGGAACAGCAGGAGGCCAUGUCGGUGAAGCAGUUUGUGAAGCACGUGGCAGAACUCCACAGCACCAACACCUUCUCCAAGGAGUUUGAGAUUGUGAAAGAGUGUUGUGAGGAGGUUCAGGAGUGCACCGUGGACUUGAGCGUCACCACAGAGAGCUCCAACCACCCUGACAACAGGACUAAGAACAGAUACAUCAACAUCCUGGCUUAUGACCACAGUCGAGUCAAACUCACCAACAGUCUGGACGGGAAGGGCAAAGUGUCAGACUACAUCAAUGCCAACUUUGUGGAUGGGUUCGAGCGUCCCCGGGCGUACAUCGCUGCCCAGGGGCCCCUGAGGGCCGGCAGGGAGGACUUCUGGAGGAUGGUGUGGCAGCAGAACGUGGGCGUCAUCAUCAUGAUCACCAACCUACUGGAGAAGGGAAGGAGGAAGUGUGAGCAGUACUGGCCAGAGGAGAACCAGGAGGACUAUGGUCAGUACCAGGUGAGCCUGCGCAGCUCCAAGACCCUGGCCUACUACACCCUGAGAACGUUCACCCUCAGAGACAGCAGCCAGAAGGCCUCCCAGAAGGGCCGUGGUACAGAGAGGACAGUGCUCCAGUACCACUACACCCAGUGGCCCGACAUGGGGGUCCCAGAGUACACCCUCCCCGUCCUCUCCUUCGUCCGGACCUCCACCCAGGACCGGACCAACGACUCGGGCCCUGUCCUCGUUCACUGCAGCGCCGGCGUGGGCAGGACAGGCACCUACAUCGUGCUGGACAGCAUGUUGCAGCAGAUCCAGGAGCAGGGCAAGGUCAACGUGCUCGGCUUCCUCAAACACGUUCGAACGCAGAGGAACUACCUGGUUCAGACCGAGGAGCAGUACGUAUUUACCCACGAUGCACUGGUGGAGGCCAUCCUCAGCAAAGACACGCUGGUGACCUCCGACCUCAUUCACUCAUACGUGUCUGACCUGCUGACCCCAGCGCCCUCGGGCAGGACACGCAUGGAGAAGCAGUUUAAGCUGGUCAGUCAACGCAGGGCCCGACAGUCGGACUACGCUACCGCCUUGAAGGAAGGCAACGCUGAGAAGAACAGAAGCUCCUCUCUCAUGCCUGUGGAGCGAUCCAGAGUGUGUUUGUCCACGGCCGGAAGCGAUUCCUCCGACUACAUCAACGCUUCCUACGUCAUGGGGCACCACCAGAGCAGGGAGUUCAUUCUGACCCAGACUCCUCUGGUCAGCACUGUGUCCGACUUCUGGAGAAUGGUCUGGGACCACAACGCGCGAGUCAUCGUUGCCCUGCCCGACACACAUACACAGUCGUGUCAGAGCCCUAGAGAGGAGCCGUGGGUGUACUGGCCCAGCAAAGACCAACCAAUCAGCUGCAAGGGUUUCACUGUGUCGUUCUCUGGAGAAGAACACGUCUGCCUGGCCAAUGAGGAGAGACUGGUUGUCCAGGACUUCAUACUGGAGGCCACACAGGAUGACUAUGUGCUGGAGGUGAGGCAGUAUGCCUCCCGCUGCUGGCCCAACCCAGACAGCCCCAUCAGGAACUGCUUUCAGCUGGUCAACAUCGUCAGAGAGCACGGCAGGGAGAGGGAUGGCCCAGUGGUGGUACAUGACCGGCUGGGGGGGACCACGGCGGGGCUGUUCUGCGCCCUCACCACCCUGUGUCACCAGCUGGAGCAGGAGGCCAGCGUGGACGUGUACCAGGUGGCCCGCAUGACCAACCUCAUGAGGCCCGGGGUCUUCAACGACCUGGAGCAGUACCAGUUCCUGUACCGGGCAGUGCUGAGUCUGGUGAGCAGUCAGGAGGACCAGAAGACACUGCAGUCUUCCGAGACUAACGGUUCGAUUCCCCAUGGCACGGUCAUCACCGCCGAGAGUCUGGAGUCCCUCAUGUAGCCUCUCUCUGUGACACACACACACACACAUAUAUACUAGCACACACACACAGCACACACAUACUGACAAACACAUACGUACACGCACACACAGGCGUGCAAUGAAGACGCACUCACAAACACGCACAUGCACGGGAGCACACACUAAGUUACACUUACACACACACACCCACACACACACACACACACACCCACACACACACACACACACACUGGGAGGAAGCGUAACAUCUUGCUGACAGGAGCCCAACAAUCUUGGUCAUAUCCUCUUUGUGUUUAUGUCAUUGCUGGACCGUGGAAGUUUUCAGACAUAGCGGUUUAUUCUCUUCCACUCCUACUGCCUAACAGUACCAACCACAGGGUUUAGUAGCACUGUUGUGUGAACUCAACUUUCGAUCUUUUAUAUACCUAUGAAAUCAGCUGCCAUAUUGGCUUUAGCUUGCCCUCAGCCUAGCUCUCCAACAGUCUGUGAAUUUGACCUGUCUAGACUACAGUGUUGCAGCCUGCUCCAUGAAGUCUUGUAUGCUGUGCCUUUUUGUAAUUCAUGUUGGACUUUGAUACAACUGUUGUAUGACUAAUGCCAAAAUGUCUUGUGUGUGUGUGUGUGUCUGUCUCGCUUAUUCCAGUGGUGUCUUUCAUUUAACCAGUUCUACUCUGAAAAUGUCCUGCUCGUGUAGUUGCCACAAAGGGAAAACAUGAUGUUACUUAUUUGAUUUCUGUCUUUUCUUUUUUUUCUCAGUCUUCAAUGGUUUGGUUUUGAAGAUGUUUUGACAAACGGGACGUUUGAAUAAUAUUGUUUUAUCUGGUAAAUGUAAAUAUCCUAUAACUCUAAUCUACAGGCCAAAAUUAUUUAUACCUUUAGAUUUUAUAUUUUACUAUAAGGGUGGUUUUUGUAGUCAUUUACAAAUGUAUAACUGUUGAUAAUUUAGGAGGAACAUUGAUUAUGUUUGGAAUAAUCCUAAAAUGUUUGCUCUUUUUCUAUCUCAUGAUAAUAGACAAACUUUUUUUCUUGUGGCCAUUGGCACCAUGUAUAUAAAGAUGGGUUCACACAAAAAUAAAGAACUUGAUUUACU